AUGAUUUGUGUUUGUUUCUGGACCGUCGCAUGGAUCCAGUCUGAGAGAGAGGACCACGGCUCUGAGAUCACACUGCCGGACCUGCUCAGUCUGAACCAGCGCCUCCUGGUGGCCAAGGAGCUGGGGGACCAUGUCAGCAAGGACCUCCACAUGGUCCUGGAGCAGAUCAAGAACUUCUCACAAGCAGCGAAUCACACUGUGACCAACACAGCUGGUCCCACAGGUGCACAUGUGACCCUGGAGCAGAUGCAGGAGGACAUCUUGGACAAACCAAACCUGUUUCUGUACCUGCCCCACCUCAGGGAGCACCCCCACAGCCUCCUGCCCAACAGGGUGCUGAGCCAGGGCCGCACUGGAGUGUCCGUGGUGCUGGGGAUCCCCACAGUGAAGCGUGUGAAGCAGAGUUAUGUGGUGGCCACGCUGGGCUCCCUGCUCCUCCACCUCACCUCCUCCCAGUGCCAGGACCUCCUCCUCAUCGUCUUUGUGGCUGAGGUGGUUUGGACUUUUUAUUCAGCAGCUUCAAACUACGUCAUGUGA
Molecule: messenger RNA, 537 nt
Organism: Knipowitschia caucasica
Lineage: Eukaryota; Metazoa; Chordata; Actinopteri; Gobiiformes; Gobiidae
Source: the annotation of a GenBank genome assembly